Blepharisma stoltei is the source of this 981-nucleotide messenger RNA. The record is from the annotation of a GenBank genome assembly. NCBI's taxonomy places the organism in Eukaryota, Ciliophora, Heterotrichea, Heterotrichida, Blepharismidae.
AUGGAAGACUUUGAGACUGAUGCAGUUAGAAGCAUUAUGUCAAAAAUUUAUAUGAGUAUGCAAGAAAGCGAUGAAGACGCACCUUUUCACACAGAAGUCUCAGUUCUUGAAAAGCCUAACGAGUCAACUCUUGAAUCUAUUAAAAUCGAUACCAGCCAAAAGCCUGCCAAAAAGGUAAAGGCUGAAGACUUUGUAAAAACAACUUAUAUGAGGAUGCAAAACAGCACAAAAAAGUCCCAAGACGUAUUAAAUAAAGUAAAAAAACAAAUUGACAAAGAAAGGGCAGAAGCCCUAAAGGGCGCUCCAAACAUCAAUCAUAAGUCCAAAAAAAUGAUAGGGCAAGCUGUGCCUUUGCAGCAGAGGAUCAGUGAGGUGAUUUUGGAAAAAGAGAGAAAAUUAGAAGAGCUUAAAGAGAAAUUGAAUCAGGAAAGAGAAGAAGUACUGAAAAAAGACUUGACUUUUAAGCCGCAGAUCCAUGGGAGAACUGAUAAACCAAGGUCUGCCACUGAAUUCUUUAAAUAUAACGAAGACUGGGCUAAUAUGAAAGCAGUCAAAGAAGCAAUCAAAAAAGAAGAGCUUGAUGAAAAAGUCACGCAAACACUUAAAUUUCAUCCAGAAAUCAAUCAAAAUUCUGAGAAAAUUAUGCAAGAUAUGGGAGAAAACCGACCACCUGAAGUAAGACUUUUAGAGAGAUAUCAGGUUACCCAGAAUAAAAUUAAAGCAAAGCAGGAGGUGAUAGAAUAUAAAUUUUCCCCUGAGAUCAAUAAAAAGACAAAGCAGUUGGCAAGAGCUCAGUCAGCUGGAGAUGUUUUUACAAGAUUAUUCACAGCUGCUGAGAGCCAAGGAACAACUGCAGGCACUCCUAGAGGAACAAAAACUAAUGGCACAGGAUUUAGCCCUGAAGUCAAAACAAUUUCUAAACCAGAACAGCCGGAAAUUCAAAAAGCCAAUAUCGAGCAAUUAUUUGAGCUUAAUUCAUAA